Messenger RNA from Striga asiatica, 1290 nucleotides. Lineage: Eukaryota; Viridiplantae; Streptophyta; Magnoliopsida; Lamiales; Orobanchaceae. The record is from the annotation of a GenBank genome assembly.
CCGCUAUAUGUAUAUAUAUUCAAUGACAAAGAAAACACUCCAAACUUUCUAACCCUAUUUUCAGCAAAAGCCAUUGAUACAUUUCUAGUACAAAGGCUAGAAAAAAAUUCAGUAACCAUAUGAUGGAAGUAGAAACUUUGAUGAGCAUUAAUAAAGUGACAAGCAACAAGAGAGAUGAAGAAGAAGAAGAUGAGGUGGCGUCACUUCCAGGGUUCCGUUUUCACCCAACAGAUGAAGAACUCGUAGGGUUUUAUCUUAGAAGGAAAGUCGAGAAGAAGCCGAUGAGCAUUGACCUUAUCAAGCAGGUUGAUAUCUACAAAUAUGAUCCUUGGGAUCUUCCAAAAUCAACAAAUUUAGGUGAGAAAGACAAAGAGUGGUACUUCUUCUGCAAAAGGGGAAGAAAAUACAAAAACAGUGUGAGGCCCAAUAGAGUAACGGGCUCGGGCUUCUGGAAGGCGACUGGCAUAGACCGGCCCAUACAUUCGGGCCGCCACUGCAUAGGCCUCAAGAAGUCUCUCGUUUACUAUCGUGGAAGCGCCGGAAAAGGCACUAAGACUGAGUGGAUGAUGCACGAGUUUCGGCUGCCGGCCAAGCACGUGGACCCCACGCCCAAUAAUCCUCAAGAAGCUGAAGUUUGGACCUUAUGCCGGAUACUAAAGCGCAACACGCCCUAUAGAAAAUAUGUGCCGGAUUUGAGGCUUGCCGUGAAGAAAAUUAACAACAUAAAUAAUAAACUAUUAGUCGAUGCAAGUUCAGAAACAUGCAAAAAUAUGGAGUCGAAUGAGGAAAACGGAAAAGGCAGCUAUAUUAGCUUCAGUGCACCACCAUUAACAACUGUUAAGCAAAAUAUGGAUCACAGCCAGAAAAACCUUUAUUCCGGCCAUAUUGUUGAUAAAGCUGAUCAAAAUGAAUUUUCGGGCCAAUUUUUAAGCUCGGCAUAUCAAGCUCCACCGGCUGCUUCAUCUUUUUCAAACUGUGAUAUUUAUAGUGAGAUUGAUGAGAUGCUAAGUCAUGCAGAAUGGGAGGAUCUUGAGUACGUGGUCAACUGUCCUGGCUAUGGUCUUGCUAAUUCAAUGUGCUUUUCAUGAAUAAAUAAAUGUGUAUGUUUUCUGUUUUUUCAGUUGGUUUGAGAAUGGAAAAAUAAUAAUGUUAUGCAUUACAUGUAAAACUGAUGUGUACACUAUGGAUUGCAUGAUAAUGAAUUUCGGACCAUUCUCAAUAUGCAAAAUUUUCGACCAUCUUUAAAUAUUUACAUGGACAAUGUCGUAAUAUAUUAGAUGUGCAAUUGCG